AUGAUUCGAGCGGAGAAUUUCCGCGAAAGUAAGAAGAAAUACAGAAAAGAAGAGCUUGUAAUCCCGGAAAGCCGAGUGAUCCACUCGACAUCGCCAUCACUUCCCCGUCACUCACAAACGCAUUUCUCUGACAAACGGCGAGUCUCGGCGAUCUCCGGCGAUAUCUACUUUGACGCAAAUCAACAAACGAAUAUCCCCCAAAUGGCCUAUCAAGUGGCAUCAAAGCAGAACAAAGCUCGUCGAAGUUUAGAAGAAUUCGAGAAACAAGCGAAUCUCACAAAGAAUCACAAAGAUUUCGUCAUGAGCAUCUCUUCACGAUGUCAGCCGACCAUUGUUCCGAUUAAUCCACAGACGGGGAAACGAGUCGAUGUGAAUCCAGGAAAUCCGAUAGAAUCCCUUCAUCUCCACGUUCCCAUCUCGAUUCCAUUAGCCAAUUCUCCGCCAGCUUCUCCGAUUAUUGUACGCAAAACACCAAAUAUUGCCUUAUUUCAAAAGAGAAAUCGAGGAGACCAAGUGAUUUCUGAGAUUCGUCGUCUCUCUCAACCAAGCAAUAUUGCUCAAGGGUUGAAUCGGAUGAAUUUAAACCUUCAAGGACCAGCCUCGAAUAUGAAAGCAGCAAGCUAUAGUGACAUUAAUGUGGAAUCAAAUGAAACUCCACUGGAGAGAUUCAACAAGGAGACACUCGUGAUUGGGGAGAUUUGCGGUCAAAGUAUGUCGGAUAUCUCGGGAGUUCGUCCGGUUUGCUGUGCUCGACGGGGAUCCGUUAUUCACAAUCCAUUGCCCGACCCUCAACCUUCAUCAAAUGGUGGCCGUCGACCGUCAAUCUACGCUCAACUCGACGAAUUCAUCUCGAACUCUGCUCCGACCAGCGAGCCAUUAUAUCGAACAUUCACUGUACCGAAGACAACUCAAAACUCGAAAUCCUCAAAAAGAGACUCGAUCGAGCUUCCCUCAAUUACCCUCUCCGAACACGAUCAA
Messenger RNA from Mesorhabditis belari, 978 nucleotides. The record is from the annotation of a GenBank genome assembly. Lineage: Eukaryota; Metazoa; Nematoda; Chromadorea; Rhabditida; Rhabditidae.